UGGCCCGUGUGGCUGCUCCCGGAAUUCUCAUGUGCAGUCGGACUCGACGUUUACCCAGAUAAAGCAUGGUGACAAAUCAUCUUUUUACUGUGCUUCUGUUUACCACCUCUCUAAGCAUUUUCGAAUGUAAACUUAUGGUGGUGCAAUCAAGUCUAAGAGCUGCAAAGAUGCAACGGAUACGUCACGAUGACCACGGAUUCUUCUACAAGUUCUUUCGCAAGAUGACACAGCUCUUUGACAAGCUAUUGAGCUUUGUCGCAGAGGACCUCACACGGCAGAACCACAUUCGAGACACCCCUGGAGCCUGGAGAACGACUUGCUGUAGCAUUGAGAAGCAAUGCUUCCCAACGUAUCCAGCCUGCAACUGCCUGCUGAAGCCAGCGAUGCUUGUGACUGCGGCCUGCUGUGGUGUGCCUCAGAAGCAUCAGGAACCAGACCUUCUUGAAACAUCAGUGAUUCAAGAGAUUCCAAAAUGUUCUGAGACUCCACAGACUCAUGCGACGCCGAAGACAGAGUCGAUGCUGACGCUUGUGGCUCUUCACUUGACGGUGAUGACAUUUCAAGUGUUGCCAGAUCGGAAAACUGACACAUAUUUUGUUAAGAUGUCUGCAGCACUUCCCUCCUCACUCGGUGGGGGCACUGGUGGAAGGUUGGCAGACAUGCUGCAUGUGAGCUUAAUAAGGAUUGCACAUAUUGUCAAUGUGUAAAUAAUGUGCCAGUCUGAAUGCAAAAAUAUAUGAAGGCUCAAAUCCGUCCACAUUUGUUUUAAUGUGGGAUUUUAUUAGAGAACACUGAAGCUCUGAGUCAGUUUUGUAAGGAAAAAAGUGGCUUGCCUACAGAACCAGAAUGAACAGUUUCGGCAUGCGCUUAAGUGUAGCUUUUGUAUUUUUUUCUCUUUUUGCUUGUGAUGCAUUUAGGCAGUUCUUACGAGAUCUGCAUGCCUAAAGCCUCGUGAUAACUUCUACUCAAAACAGUGCUUGAUAUUUGGAAUGUUUCAGUUUUGAAAUAAUCAGCAACAAGCAUUCCACUACAUUUAAUCAGUAAAACCACUAAUAAGUUUCGUGUAGAAAGACCUAUCUAUGCUUGCACUUUCUAGACAUAGAGUAGUAGUAUUGUUAGGUCUUGCUUUAGCAUAAGGCUCUCUCCUGUUCUAGUUUUUCUACUUGAAACGUUCUUGGCUAGUAACUUUUUUUUCCUUGCACUUCUUUGUAAACUUCAUCUCAUUCUAAACAGUUUUUCUUAACUGAAUAUACGUCUAAAGACAGUGUGAAGCUGCGUACGCAGUAGUCAGUGCACUUGUUGUUUGUAUUUAGGGAGUUACGUAUAAUCAUGUUUGUCAUCUUGCCAUCUGCCUUGUAAACGGUGUUUCGGCCCAGUAAAGCUCAUCUUAGCGAGCAAACCCUUCCAGAAGGUUUCUUAAAGCCAAGCUUUUUUUGCCUCUUAUCUGGACUUUCCCACCGCUGCUCCUACUGUCUGGCCAAAUAGCUAUUACUGAAUGCCUCAUACUGAUAUUAAUGUAGUCGUUGAACCAUUGUCAUCCCAGCUGACUACUGGCUACUGUCUUGCACGAGUGACCAGUACCGGACGUAAUGCAAAUCCCAAUUAUAGUAAUGUAACUAGAUCGUGGUUUUGGCAUGCAAAAUUUCAAUAAUCAAUUUUUGCACAGUGCGAAUGUGUUUAACUGGAUCAUCUAGUCUUUCUUUGGAAAUUUAGCUAAACAGGAACAGCGUUCUCAACAAACAUUCCGAAAGCCUCGCUUAAACCAGUAACCACAGCACCUGGAAUCUGCAGAAUUACCGCAGGCUGAUAAUUAGGUAAGGACACUGCUGAGCAGACACAAAAAGAAGAAUUAUCAAUUACACAGCUAACAAUGUUGUCAGUACUAUGGUGCAUUUAUUCCUACAGCAUGAUGACACUGAGUGAAUCCCUAAGCAAGCUAGGUAAUAUUUGAGGGUCUGUGAUGAAGCACCGAUUUGCACACUGCUGGCAAGCAACAAAAUGCAAAAUUAAAGCUGUUCAUUGCAGUGACCAAGACACAAGUGAAUAUAGCAACAUUCAAUAUUCGGUUAAAUUCUGGCCAUUCACUUGCACGCUGCCUUCUAGGAUCAGUGCACAGAAUCAAAAGAAACUACUUGCAUCUUUUGUGUUUUGUUUUUGUGUGUGUAUCAUGCAAGCCCUUUUCUUUUUAUUCAUCCUGCUAAUUUGUAUGUGAUAUUCUCUGUAUUUCUGUCUUAUGCUUUAUUGUUAGGCUUUUAUGUGCUUGUGCUAUUUUACUUGUUAUUUUGUACCUGUAUUUCUGCUUUCUCUGCUCCCCACUGCAAAGCCAAACUGGCUUUGUGGGUACCUAAGUAAAUAAAUAUACAAAACUAUC
Molecule: messenger RNA, 2371 nt
Organism: Dermacentor andersoni
Lineage: Eukaryota; Metazoa; Arthropoda; Arachnida; Ixodida; Ixodidae
Source: RefSeq, a predicted model, not a curated record